Molecule: messenger RNA, 1444 nt
Organism: Castor canadensis (American beaver)
Lineage: Eukaryota; Metazoa; Chordata; Mammalia; Rodentia; Castoridae
Source: RefSeq, a predicted model, not a curated record
GGGAAACGAUCCAGGGCCUGAGAGCAAAUCUCACCAAUGCCAUAGAAACCCUGUGCGGUGUGGACUCCUCCGUGGCGGUGUCCUCUGGCGGGGAGCUCUUCCUCCGCUUCAUCAGCCUUACUUCCCUGGAGUACUCUGAUUACUCCAAAUGUAAAAAGAUUAUGAUUGAGCGGGGAGAGCUUUUUCUCAGGAGAAUAUCACUGUCAAGGAAUAAAAUUGCCGAUCUGUGCCAUACUUUCAUCAAAGAUGGAGCAAGAAUACUGACUCACGCCUACUCCAGAGUGGUCCUGAGAGUCCUGGAGGCAGCCGUGGCCGCCAAGAAACGUUUCAGUGUGUACAUUACAGAGUCUCAACCUGACCUGUCCGGUAAGAAAAUGGCCAAAGCCCUCUGCCACCUCAACGUCCCUGUCACUGUGGUGCUGGAUGCUGCUGUUGGCUACAUCAUGGAGAGAGCAGACCUCGUCAUUGUUGGUGCUGAAGGAGUCGUGGAAAACGGAGGCGUCAUUAACAAGAUUGGAACCAACCAGAUGGCUGUGUGUGCCAAAGCACAGAACAAACCCUUUUACGUGGUGGCAGAAAGUUUCAAGUUCGUACGGCUCUUCCCGCUAAACCAGCAAGACGUCCCGGAUAAAUUUAAGUACAAGGCAGAUACCCUGAAGUCUGUGCAGACCGGGCAGGACCUCAAAGAAGAACACCCGUGGGUGGACUACACCUCACCUUCUUUGAUCACCCUGCUGUUCACAGACCUGGGUGUGCUGACCCCCUCAGCAGUCAGCGAUGAACUCAUCAAGCUGUAUCUGUAACCACUGGGUCCUCUCCUGUCAGCAUCCUGGGCUCAUCCAGGGCAGGGUGAGCAGCCUCUUGACCCCCAGCCAGACACCAAAACUGAAUUUUGACUGAAGAUUUGUGGACUAAGGACUUAACUUUAGCCCUGGAGAAUCUUUUUUAUCUCAGUCCCAUCCAAAAUGUAUUUUUGGUUCUAAAAAACCAACCCUAAACAUAAUAUGAUUUUCAAAAUCCCGUUGGCUGUUUGCAGAAAUAUUUUUAUUGUUGGCUUUGUGCCUGACAACCAAGGCACCUCCCUCCUCUUCCCCCAGAGUCGAGGCUGAUAUGACAGGUACGUCAGUGAAAGUGAUGCAGGUGUUCCUGACCACAGCAGCCCCUCUGCAGUAAGUGACUCCUCACACACAGUGCCUUGUAAGUAAGGCAAACACUUGCUGACUGUGCAUCUGGCUCCAUUCCCCCUGCAGUGUCAGGUCACAGGGAGCAUCAAGUACUGAGAACACAAGCAGGCAGAAGUUGCACUGUGUCAGAUCCUGGAUGGCUCACCACUUACAGAGACACCUUCUGGAAUAUCUGUAAAUCCAAAUUCUGUAUCUGUGGGAGUUUUCUCUAAAUAUGUUUGGGUCCUAAACAGCUUUUUAAAAUUGAACUUAGAAACAAG